CAUAACACGUGCUGACACAACACUCCAUAGUAUAUAGGUUCUGUCUCCGACCAGACCUGAACAGCGUCGGAACGUUACCGCCUGUAUCUUCUCUGCACACAGAAGACACUUUGUUCUCGUAUCACCAACUGUAUAUAACAGCACAUCACUGGUAUCGCCAGACUUUGUCUCCAGCUGUACCGUUCUGUUCUCACAUCUUCCAAAAACGGUAACUGCAACAGCACACGCUCCUACAAAAAGCCUGCUUUUGCGUGCGACUCCACGUGCUGGCUCUUGACAGAAUAUCCCUCUUCUGUGUCAGCAGCUCUUCUAUCCGCUAAAGCCUGCUGUCUUACGCUUUGCACGUGCUUUGGUGGCUAUCAUACCCCAGCGACAUCUUCUUGUCUCAAACUUCAACAUGGACUCAAGACAUGAUUCGUUUGUCAACUUUGAGGACAAGGAUGACGCCUCCCCACGCUACACAGGAGUUCCCAGCUCACCACUGAGCUCCAUUCCGGGAGACUUCGAGUCUCAAUCGAUGCCUCAAUAUAUGGGAGACCUCUUCAUGCUUGAGAACUCGAUGGAAGAGAUCGGAUCACCAGUCACUUCUGUCUCGGACAACGCAGUGGCUGAUACGGUUCACGUGGCUCCAGCCGAGAUGGCACCCGUUGACGUCCACAUCUACGUUCGCAGAUCCGACCGAAAGCGCAAGCGACCUGCUCGAUACUCGCAAGACCCCGAUCUUGGCACUAUCACGGAGCCUGAAGUAGAUAAAGUACCUGAAGUGUCUGAGCGUCCUACAAAGCAGCGCAAGGUCUCACAGCCCAAGACAGUCCGCGAGACUCGAAGCCGUGGCAAGCAGACGCUGGAUGUUGCCAUAUCACCCGAGCCUGUUACGACUGCUCAACCCGGAUCCGACGAGUCGCCCGCCUCGAGCAACGAGGUCGAAGAGUCGAUGUCUCUUGUCGAAAACCAGUCCAAGAAGUCCAAGAUUGUCAAGAUCAAGGUCGAUGCAGAGAGACUUGGUCAAAUACUCCACUCAUCGACUAUGGAUACCUCAGUGCCUGGUCUGUCCGUGCCCGAACCGUCGGCCUCUGAACCAUCAAGCUCUUUACCAGCAACUCCUGCCUCGUCCAUCCCUGGACCAUCAGCCCUGGCACUGCCCCAGGAACACACACCUCCAUCCAGCCUUACAUUCGAGCCCGAGGUCGUACUUCCCGAGACUCAGACUACUUUCAAUGACUUGGUCGCACUCUCUGUGGACUUGACGAAAAAGGUAUCCAUCAAGCAGAAGCCAAACCCUAGGGGUCAGCCAGAAAUUUGGGCAGACUAUCGCCAUCACCUCUGUGAGAGUCUUAGUGGGCUCUAUGCAUCAUGGCAAGGCUCUUACUACGGCAAAAAUGGCGUUGCAAAAGCAUUCAUGCUCGACGGCAAUGGUCACGCAAGAGACCACCUGGAUGAAGACGUCAUCAUCCUGCGAGCUAGUGGCAGCAUGGCAAAAGAUGACGACAACAGCAUGAAGCAGCGUGAAGACCAAGAACAAAAGCACCAAUAUCAUGCAAUGGUCAACGCCAUCAACCAGCAAAGCCCAAUCGCUGUGAUUUGUGGCGACAAGAACAUCCAAGUACAAAGCAAGAUGCCACACAAGUACAACUCUCUCGACUGGUACAAGGCCACUCAUGUAUGGACCGAGAAGGACAGAUACAAGGUCAUCAAGUACCGUCUCGAAAGGCUCGACCCAAGCACUCCUGGUUGGUGGGUCCCUGAAAACACCGAACCGAUCGUCAGACUCGGUGCACUUGGACCACCCGUCAGAGAUUGCUGCGGUUCGUGCGGCAAUCAAUACGACCAGCUAUAUCUUUGUGGUUGGUUGUGCCUCAACAGCAAGUGCGACAAGUUCUGGCGCCUGUCUGAUGACAGCAUACCAGAUGCUACACAGCUCCUUUACGACCCUCGUUUCUUGAAGCAGAAGACCCCAUGGGCAAACGAAGAGGCACCUCUCACUUUCCGUUUCCCCCUGUAUUUCGCCUCUGCGAUCGCAGGCGAAGACUACAAGGUAGAGAACCUUCGUGGUUUGACUUGCCCUGUGUGCGGUAAAUGCAAUGCUCGCGUCAAGUGGGAAGGCUGGGAAUGCACGCACUGUGGUUUCGAACACAAGCCAGUCAUGAACCUUCUCCCAGCAGCCUCAAUCCAGAACCAGAACCACCCGGUCACUACAGCCUACCCCUCUUCGCACGACUCUGCGUCUCCUCACAUCAAGGUGUCUGUAAACUUUUCUCACAACUACCGCUGGAUCACCUACAAGUUCAAAGUCUCAGCCACUGAGGAAGGCGAAGUGGUUCAUGGAAUCGCAAAUCAAGUCGUGCGCGAGGAGCAGGAAGGUCCGAACGAGAUGUGGGAACAUCUUCAGGGCAACUGUCACGGACUGGUGCGCAGAGAACUAUCUAAUGCUCUCAUGAACUCAUUCACCAUCAACUACGGCAUGCCGUACAAGUUCAUUGCCGCAGGCGACAGCCUUCCUUUUACGGACGCGCCUUGGCCCGUCACGGAAGCUGUAUCUCGGUUGAACUGGGCCGACAGAAUCACUUCAGGAAACGCUAUCGAGGACCAGGAAAAGUUCAACGAGCUGUACUUGGUUGCCUAUCUUCAAGACCAGUCGAUGAACUAUCAUGAUGACGGAGAAAAAGGACUUGGUGCCACAGUCGCUACUCUGUCGCUUGGCGCACGUGCUGACAUGGGUUUCAAGCCUAAGGCGCCUUUCUACCACGGUAUGAGGUCCGCCACACACAAGGGGAAGAAGAUGACCGUCAUGACUAUGGACGAGCCGUUGCCCGAGUUCCCCAAUUACGAACUGCGUAAGCAAUUCAUCGAAGAGAUCAAAAACGCCGAUCUGUCCAAGGAUGAAGAAAUGGCCCGGCUUGCCGAGAUGGCCAAAGAGCUGCAAGCAUCGUACCCUCCAAAGAAGAGCCAUACCAAGGUCGACGAUUACAUCAAGCUUUCACUCGGUCAUGGAGAUAUUUGCAUCAUGCGUGGCGCUCACCUUCAGAAGUGGUUUGAGCAUGGUGUCAGCCCAAAGGGCCUCAUGCGCUAUGCUCUGACAUGCCGCACUGUCCUGCCUGGUCAUCUCAAGAAGUCCGAGCUGCCUGACUAUGACGUUGACCUUGUUCAGAACGAGUACGAUGGCAGCCGCAUCGCCAGAUGAUUGUGUCGACCUGUUUUCUCUUGUUACUUCAUAUCACACUGAUAUGUCCUGAAGUUUUCCUUUCCUUCUUGUCUUGUUCUUGUUUUCUUUCUUUACUUUACUAGCUGUUUUGCAUGAUUAAAAGGGCCAACGGAUUUAACGGAGCUAUGGUAUUGCUGUUUUAACACAUGGAGUUUAUGGAUUUGAGAGAAAUGUUAUUGCUCAAUGAUACCAACCAGGGAUGAGCCUCAAAAGUAGCUACCAUAUGAACACACUUUGCUUUUU
Aureobasidium pullulans EXF-150 is the source of this 3445-nucleotide messenger RNA. RefSeq lists its product as uncharacterized. The record is from RefSeq and is a predicted model, not a curated record. Lineage: Eukaryota; Fungi; Ascomycota; Dothideomycetes; Dothideales; Saccotheciaceae. Gene Ontology annotation, biological process: DNA repair. The transcript is spliced from 2 exons. Bases 398 to 3181 code for a protein of 927 amino acids.